This is a messenger RNA of Candoia aspera, 1915 nucleotides long. It is a transcript of the gene SLC6A14, whose product is annotated as solute carrier family 6 member 14. Bases 1 to 1911 code for a protein of 636 amino acids. The transcript has 13 exons. Lineage: Eukaryota; Metazoa; Chordata; Lepidosauria; Squamata; Candoiidae. Gene Ontology annotation, biological process: sodium ion transmembrane transport; synaptic transmission, glycinergic; glycine import across plasma membrane. Gene Ontology annotation, cellular component: plasma membrane. The record is from RefSeq and is a predicted model, not a curated record. Gene Ontology annotation, molecular function: glycine:sodium symporter activity.
AUGAGGAGGUGGACUCACAUUUUGCUCGCCUCCUUCCCCAAGGAAUUCACGCUGUCCACUGAGAAAAUUGCCGACAGACAGGAUGAGAACGUGGAACGAGGCAACUGGUCGAGCAAAACGGACUAUCUCCUGUCCAUGGUCGGCUACGCCGUGGGCCUGGGCAACGUGUGGCGAUUUCCAUACCUGACCUAUCAGAAUGGAGGAGGAGCCUUCCUGAUUCCCUACACCAUCAUGCUGGCCCUGGCCGGCCUCCCUUUGUUCUUCAUGGAAUGCUCCCUGGGACAGUUUGCCAGCUUGGGACCCGUUUCGGUCUGGAGAAUCCUCCCCCUUCUUCAAGGAGUGGGAAUCACCAUGGUGAUCAUCUCCACCUUUGUGACCAUUUACUACAACGUCAUCAUUGGCUACAGCCUCUACUACUUGUUUGCCUCCUUCCAACGGGUCCUCCCGUGGGCCGAAUGCGACCCGGAGUGGGCAGACAACAGAUGCAGCAAGACGCCAAUCGUGGACUUCUGCAAUGUUACGCUGGAUAACAUCAUCACCCAGGUGAAUUACACGUGGGCGCAGAGUCAGAACCUCACCUGCAUCAACAAAACCCAGGUGUUUGCAGAUACCCAGGUUCCCAGCGAGCAGUAUUGGAACAAUAAGGUCCUCCAGCGGACGGAGAACUUUGGCGAAACCGGGGGGAUUGUGUGGUAUCUAGCUCUGUGCCUUCUCCUUUCCUGGCUGAUCGUAGCAGUUUCCUUGUUCAAAGGAAUCAAGUCUUCUGGAAAGGUUGUGUACUUCACAGCCAUCUUCCCUUACGUUGUCCUGAUUAUAUUGUUGGUACGAGGAGUCACCCUGGAAGGUGCCCAGGAGGGAAUCGAGUACUACAUUGGGAGCCAGUCCAAUUUCACCAAGCUUAUGGAGGCAGAGGUGUGGAAAGAUGCAGCCACACAGAUCUUUUUCUCUCUCUCUGUUGCCUGGGGCGGGCUGGUCGCCCUCUCGUCCUACAACAAAUUCCACAAUAAUUGCUAUGCCGACGCCAUUUUCGUCUGCGUGACCAACUGCCUCACCAGCGUCUUUGCCGGCUUCGCGAUCUUCUCCAUCUUGGGCCACAUGGCGUUCAUGGCCGAUAAGAAAGUCUCCGAGGUCGUAGAGUCAGGAUUUGACUUAGCCUUUGUGGCCUACCCUGAAGCCCUUUCCCAGCUACCAGUGGCUCCUCUGUGGUCCUUUUUGUUCUUCUUCAUGCUUCUCCUUCUGGGUCUUGAUUCCCAGUUUGCCACCAUCGAAACCAUCACUACCACCAUCCAAGAUACCUUCCCUGCAGUGAUGAAGAAAAUGAGGGUUGUCGUGACGAUGGGGCUGUGCCUGCUGCUGUUCAUGCUGGGGCUGGUGUGCGUGACCCAGGCAGGAAUCUACUGGGUCAACUUGGUGGACCAUUUCUGUGCAGGCUGGGGUAUCCUCUUUGCAGCUGUCCUUGAACUGGUGGGAAUUUGCUGGAUUUAUGGAGGAAACCGAUUUAUCGAAGACAUCGAGAUGAUGAUUGGGAAGAAAAGCUUCCUCUUCUGGCUGUGGUGGAGAUCCUGCUGGUUCGUCAUCACGCCUUGCCUCUUGCUCGCCAUCUUGGUUUGGUCCCUGAUCACUUUCUCACCCCCCAAGUAUGGCAAAAAGCCAUACCCGGAGUGGGGAUCCGCCAUCGGCUGGUGCAUGAUCAUUUUCUGCCUUAUUUGGAUCCCGGUGGUGGCCAUCUACAAGCUCGUCAAGGCGAAGGGCAGCCUGUGGCAGCGCAUUGUCAUCUGCUGCAAGCCCAAACCCACCUGGGGGCCAUCCCUGGAGUGCCACCGUGGAGAGAGGUACAAGGACAUGGUGGAUCCAGCCAAGAAGGACGUCGAGAUCCCCACCGUGGACGGCUACAUCCGCAAGCUGGAAUGAAGAG